Molecule: messenger RNA, 2463 nt
Organism: Thunnus maccoyii (southern bluefin tuna)
Lineage: Eukaryota; Metazoa; Chordata; Actinopteri; Scombriformes; Scombridae
Gene: znf346
Product: zinc finger protein 346
Exons: 7
Coding region: 51-995 (314 amino acids)
Molecular function (GO): nucleic acid binding; zinc ion binding
Source: RefSeq, a predicted model, not a curated record
GCUGCUGUUACUGCGCAUGCGUAGUCGGGCGCCGCUGGUUGUGAGAAAUUAUGGCCGUUGCGAUGCAGACGGAGGAUUUUCCUUACUUGCCUUCGGGGCCGGCGGAGGUAAAUAAGAUGAUAAAGGAGCAUGGUGACCUGUUUUCUGACUCCCAGUGUAAAGUCUGCAGUGCUGUCCUAAUUUCUGAGUCUCAGAAGUUGACUCAUUAUCAGAGCAAGAAACAUGCCAACAAAGUGCGGCGCUACAUUUCCAUCCAAAAUGAGAAGGAGCCAGCGUUGAAAAAGUUCAAGUCAGAGUCAUCUGACAGUGUGGACUGUAACAACGGAGACACAGACCGGUCGAAGGUGUGUCAUGUAUGUAACAUGACCUUCUCAUCUCCUGUGGUGGCUGAGUCUCACUACCAGGGCAAAGUUCACGCCAAGAACCUGAGACUGAAAACCGUCGGACCCCAGACACAAGUAGCCUCACAAACAACACCAACAGUUCCGCUGAAGAAGAAGCCCGCGGAUGAUUCGAGUACCGCCCUGGCAACAGGCGACAACAACAACCCGGACCGUUUCUGCUCCAUCUGUCAGGCGUCCUUCAACAACCCCCUCAUGGCCCAGCAGCACUAUGUGGGCAAGAAGCAUAGAAAACAGAUGACGAAGCUCAAACUGAUGGAGACGUACGGUCCCUCCACAGCACCAGCUUCCACACUAAAGGGCUACCCAUGUACCAUCUGCAACAUUGAACUAAACUCUGUGGAGCAGUACCAGUCUCAUAUCAGUGGUGCCAAACAUAAGAACCAAAUGAAGAAAUCAGGUCUGAACCCUGCAGAGAACCAACAUGCAGCAGAACAAUCGUUUGGUGGUGACAAACAGUUUCCUGCCGAAGAUGACCAGUAUGCCACCGAGGACAAAAACAUCAGCACCGGCGAUGACGAGUACGCUGCUGGAGACAACAACAAGUACGCUCCUGAGGACACGGAGUACUCAGAGGAGUACCAGUAUACUUGAGACUGGGCUGGAAGAUGGACUGCUGAGGAUUGAGUCAGGACUUGGAGUGAAACACAACAACCAGCCCCUUUAACACAUUAACAAAGCAUCAGCCUCCAUGGACCUUCAGUUCCUGUCUGAGUCUCUUCUCCGUAGGUUUCCCCCUAAACAGGCGACUCUCCAGUUCACUGAGCCCCAAAGUGGAAUUUGAUCACUUUUGGUUCCCAACCCAAACGAUUUAAAGAAUGUGUUUUUUUUGGCUGGACCACAACAACGGGGCCAGCCCUAUGAACGUGAAAGGCCCCGCUGACUGACUGAAUGAUGAAGUUACACUAUUGGUUGCUGAAUGCCGCCACUUCCUUGUAUCUGUUUCACAUGAAAAGCCCUCUAGCUUUUAACGCACAGUCCAGCCAUACACCAGGUUUUGACCUAGUCCUGUUAAAUUUAGUUUUCUCCGCUUUCUGAAAAUAGCUUUUGAUGUGAGGAGGAGUUGUACCCUUCAACAUGUGAUCACGGGUUCAGCAGUGAUGCAGCUGUACCCACAGUCACCACAAAGAAUGUCUUUGAGAGUUCAACUGGCUUUUUCCUUCCGUUACAAACACAUGUGCGGACUGAAAACCAUCCUCCAUAUCCAUGUACAUUAAGGCUGGGUAGUGUGUGAAAUUUAUCAAAGCUGGUGCUGAUAUAACAUUUAUAAAAUAAUAAAUAAAUGGGCAAAAUUCUGAUUUCAAUGGGUAAAUAUCUGAUCGGAGAAUACAUAAAUAAGACUAUAAAUCUCUUCAGCCAUUGUAUGUCAACUACUCUUUGCUACAGACCCAUUUUGGCUAUUUUGGUUUGAUGCCCAGCCUUAGUGUACUUCCUGAAUUGACAGAAACUUGUAUCAGCAGCACUGAAGACAUUAUUGGACACAGUAGGGUAUUUUAUUGUUCAACCCCUACUAACUUCUAACCAAUACUAACGUGUUGCACCAGGAGCCAAAUGUAACCAAUUCAGAGCGAAACUGCUUUCUAGCUCACAUUUCUAGCUUCUUCUCUGCUCACCUGAAUAUUUUUGGUUUGCAUCUCCCGUGAAUGUAUUUAUUGAGACGUGCUCAACUCCAGCUCUAAAUCUGGUGUCAAGAUGGGAAAGUGAAAUCAAAGGCAGUCACUUAAUAUAACUGCGCGACUGAUUAAAAUAAAUCCCUUCACAUGUGAGGGAGGGGGGGGUUAAGUUUAUGGAGUCUGCAGCCAGUUUUGAUGAUGUCAUUGCUGUGCAGACAGAUGGAAACAAGUCUGAGUCUAGAUACUGCAUCUAGUCUGUUAAAUCUGAUGUUAUUAGUUUAAUUUUAUCGUUAUUUGGUUUUACAGUUCCUUUUAUCUUUUUUUAUUUAAAGCUGAAAUAUCUCCAGAAAGAUUUUUUUUGUCAAAUGGUUAUUUUACUAGAUUUUCUUAUUAAUAUUCUGGACAAUGGUGAUAUUUCAGUUCUUUUUAGUUUUUAUUAUUUGCUUUUU